AUGAUCGAGGGAAGAAGAAACCCAAAGGCCCAAGUGGACGUGCCGCCACAGACAUUGUCGGACGACGCUCGGAUCCAGCAGGUGAUUGCUUCGCUGCCGUCGAUCAACGAGCAGCUACGCGAAGCAACGCCCGAGCAAAUUCUCGAAUGGGCCAUCGACAAUCUGCCCGGCCUGUACCAGACGACGGCCUUUGGCGUUACGGGCUGCGUGACGAUGGACCAAGUGAGCCGCAUCAGCGCGCAGCGCGCCGCCAAGGCAGGCCUCACCACCUCGCACCACCUCGUGCCCCUCAUCUUCAUCGACACUCUCUACCACUUUCCCCAGACGACGGACCUGGCACAGCGCGCUGCGCGGCACUACGAUGCGCCAAUGCACGUCUACACGCCAAAGGGCAGCCCUGACGUGGCGACGUUUGAGCGGCAAUGGGGCCCCCAGCUGUGGGAGAAGGACGAGGAGACGUACGACUACCUUGUCAAAGUCGAGCCCGCGCGCCGCGCCUACGAGGAGCUGGGCGUAAAGGCUGUCUUCACCGGCCGCCGCAAGUCGCAAGGCGCUGACCGGUCGGACCUGCAGGCCGUCGAGGUCGACGAGACGGGCCUGGUCAAGGUUAACCCUUUCCUCAACUGGAGCUUCGGACAGGUGGACUCCUACGUCAAGACCAACGCUGUGCCGUACAACGAGCUGCUCGACAUGGGCUUCAAGAGCAUCGGCGACUGGCAUAGCACCAGCAUGCCGGGCGCUGACGGUGGCGAGCGCAGCGGAAGGUGGAAGGACAAGGGUGGAAAGACGGAGUGUGGCCUGCACAAGGACUACUUCAAGAUGAAGAGGGUGGCCGAGAAGAAGCUCAGAGAAGCUGAGUUGGCGAGAAAGGAUGCGGAAAGGGACGAGGCCGAAGUUGCAAAAGCAUAG
Messenger RNA from Acaromyces ingoldii, 909 nucleotides. Its product is annotated as putative MET16-3`-phosphoadenylylsulfate reductase. Bases 1 to 909 code for a protein of 302 amino acids. Gene Ontology annotation, cellular component: cytoplasm. The record is from RefSeq and is a predicted model, not a curated record. Lineage: Eukaryota; Fungi; Basidiomycota; Exobasidiomycetes; Exobasidiales; Cryptobasidiaceae. Gene Ontology annotation, molecular function: phosphoadenylyl-sulfate reductase (thioredoxin) activity. The transcript has 2 exons.